This is a messenger RNA of Lactuca saligna, 699 nucleotides long. Lineage: Eukaryota; Viridiplantae; Streptophyta; Magnoliopsida; Asterales; Asteraceae. The record is from the annotation of a GenBank genome assembly.
AUGGAUGUAGAGAUAUUUGCAAUGUUACGAAAGAAGCCUACUACAGUACCUAAAGAAGCUCCUAAGGGAUUUGAAAAUUCGAUGCUUAGGAAAAUCUACAAGGAAGGUUGGUAUGUUGUCUUUCAAGCAAGGGAUAAGAAUGAUGGUGACUAUCGCAAAACUUGUUUCCUCCUCCCAGACAAACACUUAUACACCACAUCUUAUGUUGAGUUUAUGUUGGAUCUUGUUAGCAAAUACAGGGGCAACAGUGAAGGAGAUAAGAAGUGCUUCUCGGACAUGAUUCGUUGGUAUGUCCAAGUUCGUAAAGCAUUGUUGAGCAUAAUGUCGAAGGUUUUUGAAGUACAAAGCGAAUCCAGAAUUGAUGUUUGCUUGCUUCAGUUAAUGCAAAGGGGGAGAUUGUUGGGCAGAAACUCACAUGCCAUAUCAAAAGAUUUGGAAAAAGGAAAGCUUGGGGUAAAGGAGGAGAAGUUAGUUGCUGAGAUGGAGCUAAUCAUAAAUAAGCUUGGGGAGGAAGAAAAGAAGAUUUAUGGAAAAAUGAUUCAAGAAAAAGUAAUGAUUUUUGCUGAGCAAGUUUCUGAAAAGAAAAAUCUAAAAAGAAUAAAAUUUGAAGAGAAGAAGGAGAUGAAUUCUGGAAAGAAAAUGAAGAUCAGAAACAGAAAGAAGUUUGAAGGGAUCUGGAUUGACAAGGAAAAGAGUUGA